Molecule: messenger RNA, 3315 nt
Organism: Electrophorus electricus (electric eel)
Lineage: Eukaryota; Metazoa; Chordata; Actinopteri; Gymnotiformes; Gymnotidae
Gene: dnmt3ab
Product: DNA (cytosine-5-)-methyltransferase 3 alpha b
Biological process (GO): negative regulation of DNA-templated transcription
Cellular component (GO): cytoplasm; nucleus
Molecular function (GO): methyltransferase activity
Source: RefSeq, a predicted model, not a curated record
GGAGGUGGAGGACGGGGAGAGAAGCAGAAGGAGGCUCCGGGAGUCAGCGAAAACAAAAAGGGUCAGGCCUGGGACUUGGCAAAACGGGGGACCCAAACGAGGGAGGAUCAUUUGGUCAUUUCCCCCACCCCCACCCCCCCCACCCCUUUUUUUGCUCCAUGGUUUUUUGAUUUGAUCUUUUGCGGCUUUUGUAUUGUAUUGGACACUUUUUUUUUGCGGCGAUGCCAUCCAAUACAGUUACCACCACUGCUGCGUUCAAAAGCUCCGACUUCAACUGUGACAGUGGUGGAAACCGCAUGGCUGAGAGUCCCAGCCUGGGGAAGGAGGCAGCGGCGGACAGGCUGGCGAUCCGCAAGGUCGGACGGCCCAGCCGCAGGCGCAAGCACCUCCCCGUGGAGAGCUGUGGAUCACUGAAAGAGCUGGUGGGUGUAGCUAAGAAUCACCGAGGGGUGGAGCUCCAGUCCUGCUCACAGGUUCAGGUUCAGAAUGGGGAUUCAGGGGAGAGGCACGGCAACAGAUCCUUAGACGGCUCGUACCUCGCGCAGGACAAGGGCGCUCUGGAAAAUGGCCUCCCUCGCCAGACAGGCUGCAGGGCACAGUGCCCUGCUGACCCGAGCAUGAGCCCCUCUCUGGAGAACGGAUUUGCCACCAUCCGCGACGAGCACGACUCCGAGAAGGACACGGACGAGACGCUGUCAACUCUGCCUCGGAAGAAGCGAGGGAGACGGAAACUGGAGCGGCCGACUAAAUACGUUGAACACAAGGAGGACGAGGGUGGGGACUCUUUGAAGAAUGAGCAGGGAGCUCGAGGCAGGCUCCGUGGGGGAGUGGGCUGGGAGGUCAGCCUGCGGCAGAGGCCCAUGCCCCGAGUAACCUUCCAGGCCGGUGACCCUUAUUACAUUAGCAAGAGGACCAGGGAGGAGUUGCUGGCCAAGUGGAAGCUGGAGGCAGAGAAGAAGGCCAAGCUGGUGUCCGUGAUGAACUCGAUGGAGGAGCGCGGAGUGGUGGGGGCCGAACCCCAGAAGGCCGGCGUCUCCGCCAGCAGACCCCUGCACCCAAUCCCCGCGCCGCCGCCGCCGCCGCUGCCGGCCCUGCAGGAACAGCAGCUAGCUCCGCCUCAGACCCUCCCCAAAGCCCCGCCCCUGCCGCAGCCGCAGUCGCAGCCGCAGACGCAGACGCAGCCGCAGACAGACCCCGCCUCCCCGACGGUGGCCACCACCCCGGAGCCCGUGCCUAUAGGGGACGGGGACAAGACCUCUCCCAAGUCCACAGACACAGAGGCCGAGUACGAGGAUGGCCGAGGGUUCGGGAUCGGUGAGCUGGUGUGGGGGAAGCUGCGCGGAUUCUCCUGGUGGCCUGGACGCAUCGUCUCCUGGUGGAUGACCGGACGAAGCCGAGCCGCCGAAGGCACCCGAUGGGUGAUGUGGUUCGGUGAUGGCAAAUUCUCUGUGGUCUGCGUUGAGAAACUGUUGCCUUUGAGUUCUUUCUGCAAUGCUUUUCACCAGCCAACGUACAACAAACAGCCAAUGUAUAAGAAAGCCAUCUUUGAGGUGCUACAGGUAGCCAGCAGUCGAGCGGGAAAAGUGUUCCUCACCUGCCCGGAGAGCGACGACACCGACACGUCCAAGUCGGUAGACAUGCAGAACAAGCAGAUGAUCGAAUGGGCCAUGACGGGUUUCCAGCCCACUGGCCCUAAAAGCCUGGAACCACCUGAAGAGGAGCGCAACCCGUAUAAAGAAGUGUACCCAGAGAUGUGGGUGGAGCCAGAGACUGCAGCCUACACCCCCCCGCCUGCAAAGAAACCCCGCAAGAGCACCGGCGCGGAGAAGCCUAAGGUCAAAGACAUCGUUGACGAGAGGACCCGAGAGAGGCUCGUGUAUGAAGUGCGACAGAAGUGCAGGAACAUCGAAGACAUCUGCAUCUCCUGCGGGACGCUGAAUGUUAGCCUCGAGCACCCGCUCUUCACCGGAGGGAUGUGUCAGAGCUGUAAGAACUGCUUCCUGGAGUGUGCAUACCAGUACGACGAUGAUGGCUACCAGUCUUACUGCACUAUCUGCUGUGGGGGUCGGGAAGUUCUCAUGUGUGGAAACAAUAACUGCUGCAGGUGUUUCUGUGUGGAGUGCGUGGACCUGUUGGUGGGGCCGGGGGCAGCGCAGGCGGCCAUUAAGGAGGACCCGUGGAACUGCUACAUGUGCGGGCAGAAGCCCCAGUACGGUCUGCUGGAGAGGCGCGUGGACUGGCCCAGCCGCCUACAGCACUUUUUCGCCAACAACCACGACCAGGACUUCGAUCCUCCAAAGCUAUACCCUCCGGUCUUGGCAGAGAAGAGAAAGCCCAUUCGUGUUCUGUCGCUCUUCGACGGCAUUGCCACAGGGUUGCUGGUGCUGAAGGAGCUGGGUAUUCAAGUGGAGCGCUAUGUGGCGUCUGAGGUAUGCGAGGACUCCAUCACCGUGGGGAUCGUGCGGCACCAGGGGCGCAUCAUGUACGUGGGCGACGUGAGGAACGUCACGCGCAAACACAUUCAUGAGUGGGGUCCUUUUGAUCUCGUCAUCGGUGGAAGCCCAUGCAAUGAUCUGUCCAUAGUUAAUCCAGCGCGGAAAGGUCUCUAUGAGGGCACUGGCCGGCUGUUCUUUGAGUUUUACCGGCUUUUGCACGAAGCGCGUCCUAAGGAAGGAGACGAGAGGCCAUUCUUCUGGCUGUUUGAGAACGUGGUGGCCAUGGGCGUCAGUGACAAGAGAGACAUCUCUCGCUUUCUAGAGUGCAACCCGGUGAUGAUUGAUGCCAAGGAAGUGUCUGCCGCGCAUCGCGCCCGCUACUUCUGGGGUAAUCUGCCCGGCAUGAACAGACCUCUGACGGCCAUGUGUACUGACAAGCUGGACCUUCAAGACUGUCUGGAGCAUGGCAGGACAGCUAAGUUUGAUAAGGUGAGGACCAUCACCACUCGGUCGAACUCCAUAAAGCAGGGUAAAGACCAGCACUUCCCUGUUUAUAUGAAUGACAAAGAGGACAUCCUGUGGUGCACUGAGAUGGAGAGGGUCUUUGGCUUCCCUGUCCACUACACAGACGUGUCCAACAUGAGCCGGCUGGCCAGGCAGCGGCUACUGGGCCGCUCGUGGAGUGUGCCUGUCAUCCGCCACUUGUUCGCACCACUCAAAGAGUACUUCGCCUGCGUGUGAAGCCCUGCUCACAGAGAGCCGCAGAGGAAACCCAAACUGGUGUAUGAAAUAACAAGAGCCUUGUGUAUUAUUUACAAUAUAAACAUCAAAGUAGUUAUUUCAUGUUAUUUCUUAUGUUUUUUAAAAUAUUGACUGUUUU